This is a messenger RNA of Aspergillus ruber CBS 135680, 771 nucleotides long. RefSeq names its product pyridoxal 5'-phosphate synthase glutaminase subunit PdxT. The record is from RefSeq and is a predicted model, not a curated record. The coding region runs from base 1 to 771 and encodes 256 amino acids. Gene Ontology annotation, biological process: pyridoxal 5'-phosphate biosynthetic process; pyridoxine metabolic process. Gene Ontology annotation, molecular function: glutaminase activity. The transcript has 2 exons. NCBI's taxonomy places the organism in Eukaryota, Fungi, Ascomycota, Eurotiomycetes, Eurotiales, Aspergillaceae. Gene Ontology annotation, cellular component: cytosol; glutaminase complex.
AUGACCAGAAUUACCGUUGGAGUUCUCGCCUUGCAAGGCGCAUUCGUCGAACAUGUUUACUUGCUGAAAAAAGCUGCUGCUGGGUUCUCCUCAGGCUCGCAAUGGGAAUUCAUCGAGGUGCGGACCCCGCAGGAAUUAGAGAAAUGCGAUGCGCUCAUCUUGCCCGGAGGCGAGAGCACGACGAUGUCGCUUGUCGCGGAGCGAUCUAACAUACUGGAGCCGCUGAGGGAAUUUGUCAAGGUAAAUCGCAAGCCCGCAUGGGGUACCUGCGCCGGCCUGAUUCUACUCUCCGAGUCUGCAAACCGAACGAAGAAAGGAGGCCAGGAGCUUAUCGGUGGUCUGGAUGUCCGGGUGAAUCGUAACUAUUUCGGCCGCCAAACCGAGAGUUUCCAAGCGCCACUAGAUUUGCCAUUCUUGGAGUCGGAGCAGACUCCAUUCCCCGCUGUCUUCAUCCGCGCCCCCGUCGUCGAGAAGGUCAUGUUCAACCAGGAGGGUGCUCAAACUGGACAGGAGACCAUUGUGGCACCGUCGAAACCGGCGGCGGUUGAGACAAUAGUGCGCGAGGUGGAAAUAUUGGCGAGUCUUCCUGGUAGGGCCGCUAGGUUGGCCAACGAAGGCAAAGUCAAUGCAGACAAGGACACCGGAGAUAUUGUUGCGGUCCGACAGGGUAACGUUUUUGGAACGAGCUUCCACCCUGAAUUGACCGAUGACGCGAGGAUACAUGCAUGGUGGUUGCGCCAAGUAGAGGAGUCUGUGAAAAACAAAGCAUAG